Molecule: messenger RNA, 936 nt
Organism: Neurospora tetrasperma FGSC 2508
Lineage: Eukaryota; Fungi; Ascomycota; Sordariomycetes; Sordariales; Sordariaceae
Exons: 2
Coding region: 1-936 (311 amino acids)
Biological process (GO): substituted mannan metabolic process
Molecular function (GO): mannan endo-1,4-beta-mannosidase activity
Source: RefSeq, a predicted model, not a curated record
AUGUAUCUCCCAUUGCUAUUGCUGUUCAGUGUACUUUGUCAGGUGACACUUGCAAGGACCCCCACAAAUCCAUUGCUCUGGUCCAGGCAACCAUGUUCCAUCAUCGACAUGCCUUACCACUCCGGCAUGCGCGGCCGCAACGGCAUCUACUGGGGGUGGAAUCCCGACGUCGAGAACGGCGAUAACAUCACCAUGAUCAAUCGGGCCACCGGCCACCAGGCCACCACGGUCUCCUACUUUUCGCAAAUCAACUCUCCCUCCGGCUUCGACGGGCACCAACUCCUGCGCCACCUCGACGAGGUCAAGGGCACCGGCGCCGCCCUCAUCGCCUCCGUCAUGCCCAACGGCCUCUCCUUCAACGAAGUCACCCCUGCCAUCGCGGCCGACAUCGCCAACGUCGUCCGCCAAUUCACCGACCAAGGCGUCGAAGUCUGGCUGCGCUUCGCGCACGAGAUGAACUGGUACGUUCGCCCGGGUACGUACCGCGGCAACUCGACGCAGUUCGUCAAAGCGUGGCGAACCGUUUACGCGGCAGUCAAGGACAUUGAAGGGUGCAUGAUGUUCUGGUGCCCCAACAACGCCAAGACCAUGGAUCUGUACGAGGAGUGGUGGCCGGGACCGGAGUACGUCGACAUAGUUGGUAUGGACAUCUAUGCGAGCAAGACGACGGCCAACUUCCGCAACAUCUAUGGCGGGUUCUACGAGGCGUAUGCGAAAAAGUAUAAUAAACACUUUGUUAUUCCCGAGACGGCGACGAAGCCGGAUGAUGUGGCGUUGAAACAGAGCUGGUUGAAGGCGUUGGCGAGUGAUGAUUUGAGUGCGUAUCCGUGCUUGAAGAGUAUCAGCUGGUUUGAGCUGCGGAAGAGCUUCGACUAUAGGGUGGUGAUGGGGCAGGGAAACGAGGCGGUGCAGGAGUCUCUGAAGAAUUUCCGAUGA